Messenger RNA from Polistes dominula (European paper wasp), 990 nucleotides. RefSeq lists its product as uncharacterized. Gene Ontology annotation, molecular function: chitin binding. Lineage: Eukaryota; Metazoa; Arthropoda; Insecta; Hymenoptera; Vespidae. The record is from RefSeq and is a predicted model, not a curated record. Gene Ontology annotation, cellular component: extracellular region.
GCUUCAGUGACACGAUCGAGUAUCCGUUCUAACCGAUUUAUACCGAAGAAAUCUGUCUCAAGCGAUAACUGUCUGACAAUUUUAUUCAAGUAAUCUUUAAAUAUGGCCAAAAAGAGUGGUUUUUUAAUACUGAAUAUUAUAUAUUUUCUUUUAAAUACCACCAUCGCCUUACCAACUUUUGGACAUGUCGAACGUAAUCGUUUAGAAACUUACGAAGAUUUAUCAGAUCGUUUGACUGAUUUAGAUCUCUUCAACAAUUUAACUUUUGAAUUCUCCUGUGAGAACAAAUUAAUUGGUCUCUACGCCGAUAUCAAUUAUGAUUGUCGAAUUUUUCAUGCUUGCGAUGGAAACGGAGAAGGCUUUCCAAUGAUUUGUCCAAAUAAUACUAUCUUCGAUCAAAGACAACGAGCUUGUAGCGACAUUGAAAACGAUUGUGAACACGCUUACAAGUGGUACUAUAUCAACGAGUUACCUUAUUCCUAUGAAUUGACAGAUUUGAAUAAAGUAGAAUCGAUUGAAGAUAAUAUACCCACAGUCGUGCCACUUGCUAUAGUUUAAAAUCAAAUUGAUGUAUUAAUCGAAAACAGUGCACUAGAUUUAUUUUAAAUAAAAACAAUUAAAAAGAAAGAAUAUACGAAGAGAAUAAUAUGUAUCUUUUAUUAAUUAGUAACUCAUAAUCAAAGAGUAACAUUGACAGUCUUAAUCUCUACGAAAGAACAAUCCUUCUGGUUGUUUGAAUAUCUAUCCUACUGUGUUACAUUAUACACCAUAUUAAUAUUAAAAUACUAACGCUUACAUUACAAUUAUUACUCGAUUAUACGAGGAUCAUAAAAAAAGAUAAAUGAUAAUGCGUCACCCUCCACCAUGAAGUCCCAUGAAAAUAAAUAUAUACCUCGAAUCAACAAAACCGCAUUGACCAUUACAAUAAACGCUAAUUAUAAAGAUACGAGGUGCGAACCCAUUUUGUCAAAUUUAUUCUUAAAUUAAUCU